This is a messenger RNA of Helobdella robusta, 246 nucleotides long. RefSeq lists its product as hypothetical. The transcript has a single exon. The record is from RefSeq and is a predicted model, not a curated record. Bases 1 to 246 code for a protein of 81 amino acids. Lineage: Eukaryota; Metazoa; Annelida; Clitellata; Rhynchobdellida; Glossiphoniidae. Gene Ontology annotation, molecular function: protein dimerization activity.
AUGUUAACUCUCAUUUAUAAAAAUAAAUUAGAAGAAAUCUACCCUUACAUCACUACUGCAUUGAGAAUGUUUCUCACAUUGCCUGUCACAGUGUCAUCUGGAAAACGAAGUUUCAGCAAACUCAAAAUCAUCAAAAACUACAUGAGAAGUACAAUGGGACAGGAACACAAACGAGCAUUCCUUGUUAAUUUUGAUGAUGUAAUCAAUACAUUUGCAGCUAAAAAAGCUAGAAAAACUUAUUUUUAA